Messenger RNA from Tripterygium wilfordii, 1322 nucleotides. Its product is annotated as probable 2-carboxy-D-arabinitol-1-phosphatase. The transcript has 7 exons. The record is from RefSeq and is a predicted model, not a curated record. Gene Ontology annotation, molecular function: phosphatase activity. The coding region runs from base 63 to 1064 and encodes 333 amino acids. NCBI's taxonomy places the organism in Eukaryota, Viridiplantae, Streptophyta, Magnoliopsida, Celastrales, Celastraceae.
ACCGAGAUAACGCAUAUCCAUAUUAGCCUCGGUGAUUGACUAAAUUGUAAGGCUAAAAUUCAAUGGCAAAUUGUGAUAUCAAGAUUCAAGACGUCGAAAUCAGUAUCAGAGCAUUGGGAAGAACCCAAAUUGUGAAAAAACAUCAGCGUUCGAAAAUCGCUGCAAAAAUGAUCUGUGGGAUGCUGUCAACAACCACUUCUCUAUGUUCGAUUUCCAUUUUCGAUCCUCAAAGACCCACAAGGAGCAUGUCUCAUUCGAGGGCAUUUGUUAGAAAGAUUAGAUGCUCAAGUCUUAGCCCAGACAUGCCUAUAACAACUGAGAAAUCUGAGAAUGGUAGUUUAGUUACCGGCGCUGCAUAUGAUUUUGAAAGAAGUACAACAUCUCUGAGUCAAAAGUUAUUAUCAACGCCAAAGAAUGUAAUGCUUGUAAGACAUGGCCUUAGCUCAUGGAAUGACGAGGGUAGAGUACAGGGAAGCUCAAACUUGUCUGUCCUAACUGAAACUGGAGUGAGACAAGCAGAGAAGUGCCGUGAAGCCUUGGCAAACAUAUACUUUGAUCAAUGCUUUUCAAGUCCAAUAUCUAGGGCUAAGUCUACUGCUGAAGUUAUAUGGCAAGGAAGGGAAGAGCCGUUGGUAUUUCUUGAUUCGCUAAAGGAGGCACAUCUGUUUUUCCUCGAGGGCAUGAGAAAUGUAAAUCAUGUUCAGUAUUUGGAGUCAGUGGAUGCUAGGCAGAAAUAUCCAAAGGAGUUUACGAAAUGGAGAGAAGAUCCUGCCAAUUUUGAUGUCAAUGGUUUCUAUCCCAUUCGGAAAUUAUGGGUAACUGCAAGAGAGGCUUGGAGGGAAAUAUUGCUCACUCCUGGAAAAAAUGUUCUAGUUGUCACACAUAAAUCAAUAUUGAGGGCAUUGAUCUGCACAGCUUUAGGACUAAGUCCUGAAAGGUUCCGUGCAAUAGAUGUGAAUAAUGGUGGGAUAUCCAUGUUCAGUUUCAACAAAAAGGGUGAAGCCAUGCUCCAGUCUCUGAACAUGACGGCUCAUAUGUACAGUGACCAUGUCUAUCAGAUAUGACCUUUUGUUUACCACAAAUGUUACGCAAGGAAGCCGACUUCACUGCCUGACACAGGAGGAGACUGUUAUUGUAUUUUAUAUAUGUGGAAGAAGGUUUUAUUGUUACAACCCGGUUUGAUGGCAAUGUAUACACUUCAAUACACCAUAUGAUCAAGUGAGUUAUAGAUAUUAGUGUGGCAAGUCCUGCAACAGGGACUAUGUAAAAGCUUACAUUGUCUUCUACUGAAAGUGUUUCAAACAAAUUUUCUUUUUUGUUCU